Molecule: messenger RNA, 1962 nt
Organism: Plasmodium gallinaceum
Lineage: Eukaryota; Apicomplexa; Aconoidasida; Haemosporida; Plasmodiidae
Gene: PRP38B
Product: pre-mRNA-splicing factor 38B, putative
Exons: 5
Coding region: 1-1962 (653 amino acids)
Cellular component (GO): precatalytic spliceosome
Source: RefSeq, a predicted model, not a curated record
AUGGAUGGAAAUUAUAAUAAUAUAGAAUAUCCUUUAUAUCUAACACAAACAAAUCAAGUAGAUCAAAAUGAUAUAAAUAACCAGAUGUAUGAUUAUUAUUAUUAUAAUAAUCCAGAAGGUAAUAAUAAUAGAAGAAUGUAUAAUAUAACUAAUGAAAAAAAUAUUGAUUAUAAAAAUAAUGAAGACUAUUAUAAUUAUAAUUGUUCUUAUCAUAUAAAUAAUAAAAAUAAUGUUAUUUAUGAUGCAUCUGGAAAUUAUAUAAUGAAUUAUAAUUAUAUUGAUCCAUCAUACUAUCAUAUAAAUAAUGCAAUGAAUUCCAUGAAUAACCCAAUGAAUCCUAUUGAUAAUAGAAUGACUACUAUUAAUAAUUCAUUAAAUGAUUAUGCUAAUAAAACAGAAGAAAAUCAUAAGUAUCAUUUUAAUAAUUCAGAUCCCAAUUGUAAACUUUGUAAUAAAUAUAAAGCAAGUGGAAAUAUAACUUCAAAUAGUUCCUUUCAAUCAUCAGUAAAUCAUAAUAAUGAAGAAAAAAAAAAUUGUUUAGAAAUGACUAAUACAACAACUUAUAACGUUAAUACUUUAUUAAGAAAUAAUAUUUUAUCAUCAGAGUAUUUUAAAUCGUUAAGUAUACUUAAAACGUAUAAAGAAGUAGUAGAUGAAAUUCAUGCAUAUGCAGAUCAUGUUGAACCAUAUUGUAUAGGAAGUAAUAGAGCUCCUUCAACUCUUUUUUGCUGUCUUUAUAAACUUUUUACAAUGCAUUUGUCUGAAAAACAGCUCAAAGGUUUAAUAGAUCAUAAAGAUUCCUGUUAUAUUAGAGCAUGUGGUUUUUUAUACUUGAGAUAUGUUCAUUCACCAGCUAAUUUAUGGCAAUGGUAUGAAUCUUACUUAUUAGAUGAAGAAGAAUUUAUUGCUUCUGCAGAUAAAAGAAAAAAAGUAACAAUAGGAGAAUAUGUGCAAAGUUUGCUAUCUGACGAUAAAUAUUUUAAUACAGUAUUACCAAGAUUACCUAUAAAAAUAAAAAAUAUAUAUGGUGCACGUCUAAUGAUUAUAAAUGAUCAUAGAAGACGUUUAAAAAAAAAUAAAGAAAAAAUAUCUAAAUUUGUAAAAGGUGAACCUGUUGUAGCUUAUGUAAAUGGUGAAUGGGAAAAAGGAGAAAUAGGAGGUAUAUUAAAUCAUGGAAAAGAUAAAGUUUUCGUCCGAAUAAGAAAAAUUGAUGGAAAUGAAAAGUUGGUUAAUAUAGGAUAUGUAAAAUUAGAUAUUAAAGAUUCAAAAAAAGAGAAGGAUAUAAACAAAUAUAAUAGUGUAGACAGAAGUAGAAGUAGAAAUAACAGAAGUAAAAAAAGAGUUAGUAGAAGUGGAAGCAGAAGAAGAAGGAGAAGAAGUAGAAGUAGAAGUAGAAGAAAAAAUAAUAGAGGAGAGAAAAGUAGAAGUAGAGAAAGAAGAAGAAAAAGAACAAGUGAAGAAGAAAAAAAUUCUUCUCAUAACAGAUCCCAUGUUUCCCAUCGUGAUAUAUCAAUAAAUAAGCACAAUAAAAGAUCCCAUGAAAAAUCGUACAAAAGAAGAAAUAGGUCCAUAUCUAGAUCUAGUUCUAUAAAAAGAAAACACAAGAAAGAAAAAUAUGAAAAUACAGAAGAUGAAUUAAUUAGUAAAUUUAGAAAAAUAGAAAGUCAAAAAGCACUUGCAACUGGAAAAGAUUAUGCAAGAAGACCAACUUCAUAUAAAUCAUCUCUAUCACUAAAAGUAGAAAAUAUAUCAACUAGAAAAAAGUCUAGAUCAUUAUCUCCAAGAAGAAUAAAUAGAACAGUACAGGUUAUACAGAAAGAUAAAAAUAAUAACGAAAAUACUAUAGCAGAAAAUUCCAAAUUAAAAGAACUAAUUCAAAAAUACAAUAAAGAGGAAAAUGAUAUUAAAAAAAAAAUGAACACUAGAGAUUUAGAAGAAAUGGAUAUUAUGACAUUAGGAUAG